This is a messenger RNA of Exophiala aquamarina CBS 119918, 636 nucleotides long. RefSeq lists its product as uncharacterized. Bases 1 to 636 code for a protein of 211 amino acids. Gene Ontology annotation, molecular function: DNA-binding transcription factor activity, RNA polymerase II-specific; zinc ion binding. The record is from RefSeq and is a predicted model, not a curated record. Lineage: Eukaryota; Fungi; Ascomycota; Eurotiomycetes; Chaetothyriales; Herpotrichiellaceae. The transcript has 2 exons. Gene Ontology annotation, biological process: regulation of DNA-templated transcription.
AUGGCGAGUCCUGAAGAUUUCGGUCCUCUUCGUCGGACCAGCAGCUCUGGGCAUGGUAGCCAACACUCUGAAAGUCAAGGUUCGGAACAAAGUGCCCAAGGCCGCACUGAAGGACUUUCUGGCCGCGCAAUGGCCAAAGGUGUAAGCAACGUGAUAAAAGCCCGAUGCAGCUGGUGCAUUUCAAAGAGGAAGAGCUGUGAUAGUGCCAAACCAGUCUGCGGCAAUUGUCAGAGAACUCCAGGUCGUUGUGAGUGGCCUGUGGGAAAUCCUUCAAGGAGAGGCUUGCACGAGUCGAUUGCCUCGCGGAGACUUGAUCGAGGGGACCCGCAGGACGGCGGUCAUGUCACGCCCAAAAAAGAUUCAACAACCAGCGAUACAGCCGGAGCACUGUUGGGCCCGGACGAUGGACUUUUUCACGCAUGCUUCGCCUCACCAGACAGACUUUUUACUCAAGUCGGACGCCCUGCAGCAGGGGCGUCCCCAACGCAGCAAUUGCCAGUCCAGAACCAGGCUCCAGAUAAUAACUCGAACGAGAGACUGCGUCUCGACCAAGUUCGAACGAAAGUCCUCGAGAGUACUAGAUCGUACCUAGGCUGCAACACUCAACCUCUAGUUUUAGAGAAGAACGUGGAUUGA